Panicum hallii is the source of this 786-nucleotide messenger RNA. RefSeq names its product translation initiation factor IF-2-like. The record is from RefSeq and is a predicted model, not a curated record. Bases 1 to 786 code for a protein of 261 amino acids. The transcript has a single exon. NCBI's taxonomy places the organism in Eukaryota, Viridiplantae, Streptophyta, Magnoliopsida, Poales, Poaceae.
AUGCAGAUGAAUGCGGUUGUCCGCACCUGGCUCAUCGGCACCAUCUCCGACGACCUCAUCGACACCAUCUCCCAGCGUGGCACCACCGCUCAGGUCCUGUGGCUCUCCAUCGAAUCCCAAUUCCUUGGGAAUCGCACGACCCAGGCCCUCUACGCUGAUCAGGAGUUCCGCUCCUUCUCUCAGGGUGACCUUCCCGUCGCCGAAUACUGUCGCUGCUACAAGAAGCUCGCCGAGGAUCUUCGUGAUCUCGGUGAACCGGUCUCCUACAGGAGCCUCGUCCUCAACAUCAUCCGCGGCCUCAACGAGCGCUUACUUGCCCUCGGCCUUCACCUCCGCCGCACGAGUCCUCUCCCCAGCUUCUUGCAGGUUCGCGACGACCUAACUUUUGAGGAGCUCACCAUGGUGAAGGCUCCUCCGGCCGUAGCCAUGGCUGCCCUGGGAGGCACCAGUGGCUCUGGCAAGCCCCAGUCAUCCUCCUCUUCUGUGGAGGACUCCCGCCCUCCACAACAGCAGCGGCACCAGCGGCCGCCUCAGCAACCACAGGGAGGUGGCUCUGGUGGCGACUCAGGCCAGCGCGGGAAGAGGGGGAAGCGCGGCGGCAAGAACAGCGGCAGCAGCAAUGGCGGUAAUGGUGGUGGCAACAACGGCGGUGGCGGCAUGCCUGGCUCCCCCGCCACGGGGCCACCCGCCGGCUAUAGCAGCUACAACCCCCGGACGGGGGCCAUUUACAUGUGGCCCGGCCAGCGCCCCUCGUCCAUGCCUCGCCCUCCCGCUGGGCUAGUCUAG